Molecule: messenger RNA, 1091 nt
Organism: Xenopus laevis (African clawed frog)
Lineage: Eukaryota; Metazoa; Chordata; Amphibia; Anura; Pipidae
Gene: znf276.L
Product: zinc finger protein 276-like
Exons: 8
Coding region: 443-979 (178 amino acids)
Source: RefSeq, a predicted model, not a curated record
CCUAAUUCCUCCCAGGUAGGUGUGUUCUCUAUACACACCGGGUGGAUUGUGCACUGAGACAGACAGUUCCGGGAGAUUUCUCAUACAUGUGUAGUUUACGCGGAUGGCUUCCUUCAUUCGGGGAUGUAGCUCUGAGGCCCCACCAGAGAGCCAUGAAGCUGGCGAACCGUGCAAUUCAACUGGACACCGAUUUAAUCACCUCAACUCCUGAAUGUCUACAUAGCCUGGUGAGUUGGACCCACAGAAAUGGAGGAGGCUGCUCCUUCCCACCUAUACUGAAGAGAGUGAAGAGGUCUUCAGGUGAACACUGAAGGAACUCUACUCUUGCCUUCAAUAACCUCCUUUUAAAAAAAGAGUGCAGUGACCUCUCAGAUGGAGAUUUUCAGAGCCAGGACAAAGAAGAAACCAGACAGCAGCCUUCCUCAGAGGUCUCCUUUGAACCAUGCAUAGACAAGAGGGAGGAACUGCCUACAAGUUUCCUUACCAAGGCUGCACAGCUGUAUACAGAGGUUCUGACGAUAUGAAGAAACACAUUAAGGAACAUCAUGAGGAGGUGCGGGAGCAACCAUGUCCACACCCUGGCUGCAACAAAGUAUUUAUGAUAGAUCAGUACCUACAGAGGCAUGUCAAGCUCAUUCACACAGAGGAGAGAAACCACAUUUGUGACCAGUGUAGACGAGCUUUCAAGCAACAGAAGCACCUCUCUGUGCACCAGUCUAUACAAGAACAAGCUUCGAUGCCUACUGUCAACCGAGACACAGCUGUCGGACGUAAAGGGCAGGCUCUCCAUCUCUAUCCCUUUGGAGAUUCUACACUCUUUCCCUGGAUCCACUCAUCUUGGCUCAGCUGCACGUUACAGGCCACAGGUCUGAUUUCUUCUGGGACCGCCAACCUAGGAACACUUCUCUUCUGCUCCGAAGCCGCACGUCCCUUGCGUCUCGCUUCAUCCCUGGUCUUCAGCCCCAGAGCUACAGUAUAAGCGCCACCAUCAACCCGAAUAUUAUCAUGGAAAAACAAGAGGAAAAUUGUAAGAUUGAUAUAGAAGAAGAAGAAAAAAUGGACAAAGAAGAUAUGUAUUCAUGUAGGAGGAG